Molecule: messenger RNA, 498 nt
Organism: Lasiosphaeria miniovina
Lineage: Eukaryota; Fungi; Ascomycota; Sordariomycetes; Sordariales; Lasiosphaeriaceae
Exons: 2
Molecular function (GO): protein binding
Source: RefSeq, a predicted model, not a curated record
UUCCUGCAGCUCUCAGACAUGCCAAACGAGGUGCUUCUCCAGAUACUUGGUCAUCUAGAUGUUUCUGAUCUGCUGUCGACCUCCAGGACAUCUCACCAUCUGCGCCAGCUAUCGCUAGCACCAAUACUGCACCGGAUCCGACUGCAGCGCACGCGCGCCAUACUCCCGCCCAUGCUCACAUCUCCAUCGCGGCCGUCGUUGGCGGACCUGAUUAGCCGGUCCAUCUUCCUCACCCACACGACAGUCGUGUCGCGGAAGCUCGCCCGCAGCCUCGUGUCGAUCCGGCUCCAGCGACGCCUAGCCGCACGGCCGUCGGCCGAGGCACUCGUCACGCGCUGUGUGCUGCCGCCCGAGUGCGUCCCAGGCGGCGCGGGCAUCACGGUAGCGCCCGCACUGGUGGCGAAGAAGCGGGCGAUCGAGCGCGAGCGCGUCAAGGACGGCCUGCGGCGCUGGGUGGGCUCCGUGUGGCGUGGCGAGGUCCGCUCCCGGGAAGAAGGC